Messenger RNA from Syngnathus typhle (broad-nosed pipefish), 1402 nucleotides. RefSeq names its product eukaryotic translation initiation factor 3, subunit Jb (gene eif3jb). The transcript is spliced from 8 exons. The record is from RefSeq and is a predicted model, not a curated record. Gene Ontology annotation, cellular component: cytoplasm; eukaryotic translation initiation factor 3 complex. NCBI's taxonomy places the organism in Eukaryota, Metazoa, Chordata, Actinopteri, Syngnathiformes, Syngnathidae. The coding region runs from base 173 to 883 and encodes 236 amino acids. Gene Ontology annotation, molecular function: translation initiation factor activity.
GAAUAGGAUUUGAAUUUUGGCUCUCCCUUGGAAAGUGGCGACUGGCGACAUUACCAAGUGAGCUCAUUUCGGUGACGUGUUAGAAAGUGGGAGCGGAGUGAACGUAACCAGCGGGCUGCAGCAGUGAGCAGCCGGCCUGCCUGCCUGUCAAACAUUUUGCAUCACAGCCAACAUGGCGGACUGGGACGCUGAAACCUUCGAGCAGCAAGAGCCGAAUCAAAAGGCGCCACUGGACAAAUGGGAAGGCGAAGACGAAGAGGACGAUGUCAAAGACAACUGGGAUGAUGAUGAAGAGGAGAAAAAAGAACUGAACACGACUGAGGUAAAAGUUUCCGAAAAGAAAAAAUUGAGUGAGAAGAUCAAAGAAAGGGAAAACCGUUUAAAGAAAAAACAGCAGGAGUUAAAAGAAAAAGAAUUGGAACAAGAACUUACCCCCGAAGAACAACUGGCACAGAAGUUAAAAGUGCAGAAGCUUCAGGAAGAUGCAGACUUGGAGUUAGCAAAGGAUGCUUUCGGAGUUGGCGGCUCUUCCGUUGCUGGAAUUGAUGCAAUGUGUCCAUCUUCCAAAGAGGAAUUCACAGAGUUUGAAAAACUGCUGAAAGAAAAGAUAUGCCAGUUUGAGAAAUCCGUGCAUUAUUCGAAUUUCUUGGAUUCAUUGUUUCGAGAGCUCUGUAUUUCAUUGGAAGUGGAGGAUUUGAAAAAAGUUAAUAAUUCCCUUUCAGUUCUACUUAGUGAAAAACAGAAACAAGAAAAGCAAAACAAAGGGAAAAAAAAGAAGAAAGGCGUCGUACCUGGUGGUGGUUUGAAAGCACAGAUGCGAGAUGACCUGGACUAUGGCGGCUUUGACGGCGGCUAUGCGCAAGACUACGAGGACUUCAUGUGACACAGGCUUCGAUUCAAUAGUCCUAUUCCCCUUCCAAUCCCGGGUUUUGCAGCUCUACCUUAUGCUGUCCAGUGCCAUCCUGGAAGAUCAGAACUGUGUGUUGCCCCCUUCAUCUUGCUUCAGUGACUUCAGGGACUACUGGAAGCGUCCGGUCUCACCUCUUUAUGUUCAUACAUAUGGAAAUGCCUUUUUUUUUCUCUUCAUGCAGCCUGGACUCACACAAACACACACAAUUAAUUUAGUUUUAUCUGUUGGGUGACCCUGCUUCAAAGGAGAAGAUACUUUGUAACUGCUGUUGUCUGUUUUCAGAGCUCAUUUUCAAUGGAAUGUUGCUACUGUCCAACAGCAGACUCAGUAUUACAGUUAUACAUGUAGUGACAUAGAAACAGGAGGUUCUAUGCAAAUUCUAAAACCGGAAUGUCAUGUAUAUAUUUUAGAUCUCACUUGAGGAUGGUUCUCUUCCAGAUGAGUAUAUAGUAUCUAUAACUGGUUGCCAAAUACAAAUUAUUCAACCCAUUA